GCUGCGGUCAUCUUUCAUUUGAAGGUUUGGCGGAGUAUUCGGUUGGUAAUGGCUGAAAAUACCAUAAAUCCGAUGCAGGCAGAAGUCGUGGAUUUUAAAGUUCCCACUGGAAACAACAAGACUUUGUUUAUCUGUAGCAUUCUCCCUAAAGAGACUGAGGCAGAAAUUUAUGAUUGCGUUUUCAAAGCUUUCUCUAAAUACGGACUCAUCUACUUUCUGCGAGUAUCCAGGAAUGCUGCCGUAGCUGAACCAGGUUUUUAUGCCAUUGUCAAAUAUUAUUCAGCACUGAAUGCCAGUAGAGCACAGAAAGCUACAAACGAACAGUGUUUAUUUCAAGAGCGACCUUUGAAGGUUCGAAUGUGCACAAAGCAGCAUUCCAUGAAAGCAUUUCAAGAGCACCAGCUAUCUCUGAAUAGCUUCAAGUGCCAGGAGUUGGCAAAUUACUACCUUGGUUUCAAUGGAUGGUCCAGUCAGAUAAUUGGGCUCCAGAGGUUUUCUGAUACCGAUGGAUGUGAAGAAAAUUCCCAGGAGGUGCAGUCACCGAGGAAGAGCAUAAAAUACCUUUGUGUAAUGGAAAUUAAAUUUAGAAAUUUUAGCAUGUGUUCCAGAGGUGUUGGGGUUUCUGAGGAAUUUGAAAUCCAAGAUGUGACAGAUCCACUGAAUUAUGCACUAACAAUUGGAAGGAUGCAAAAGUCUGCAAUACAGAAAGCUUUAUCAGAUGCAUUCCAGAAGGUGGUCCUUGUUGUCCUGGAAAACGGGAAGGUCUCUGUGCAGUGGAGCUCAGAACAGGAUGGAAUGGACCACCUUACAGAGGAGGAGCUUCAAACACAAAUACAGAACUGGUUUGCCAUUGCCACCUUCUGGGCAGUGUCCUUGCAUCUUUACAAGAUGGUUGACCCCAGCCAUUAUCAAUACUCUUCAGAAAUUGUCUGCCUUGUGUCAUGACUUGUGACAUCCACCCCCUGCUCCCAUGGCUUCUCAUGACCCUGAUCAAUGGGCCCAUGCAGAUACUACACCUUGCCCAGGGGUGACCUGCAGGCUGGUGGAUGGAAGAAGCACCUUGCACCCCCUUUGGUAGAGAUGCAUCUCCACCCAGUAAGGUGAAAUUCUUAGCAUUUUGUUCACAAUGUUGGAAAAAUGAAGGCAAUACAAAUGUAAUUGAUGUCUUACUAUGUGUGCUCGGUACUGAAGUUUCUAUUUCCAACAUACUGGUCUCUUAGUGCUUGAUAUGUUCCAGGAACAAGAGUGCUAAACUGGAUAAUUGUAGUUUUGUGUAUAAAGUGAUUUAUUUAACAAUACAGUGCAGAGUAGGCCCUUCGAGCCAUGCUGCCCCAGCAACCCCGAUUAACCCUAACCUAAUCAUGGGACAAGUUAACAAUGAACCUAACCAGUGCACCUUUGGACUGUGAAAGGAGACGAGAGCACCUGGAGAAAACUCGUGGAUUCCACAGGGAGGAUGUACAGGCUCAUGACAGACGGUGCUGGAGCUGAACUCUGAACUUGUGGCAUUUGUGCCAAAGGUAAUUUGUGUCUUAUUUGGGUGCAAGAUUCAGGAACAGCUUCUUCCCCUCUGCCUUCAGAUUUUUGAAUGGCUAAAUGAACCCAUGAACACUGCCUCAUUACUACUACUAUGUCUGUUUGCACUACUUACUGUGAUUUAGUUUCUAUUAUGUAUUGCAAUGUACUGCUGCCACGUAACGACAAAUGUCACAACAUAUACGAGUGAUAUUAAACAUGAUUCUGAAAUGUGAGGCUCAGGACUGCACAGUUGUGUGCAAGCCAUUGCAAUUUGGCAGCUGCAGAUGUAUGGCAGCAUUCAGAUCCUAUAGUUUUCUUGUUGCAUGUUUGUUUUCAUGGUGAGAUAUCUAGGCUGGGCAGAACUGUGUAGCCAAUCAGUGAAUCAGUCUGAAAAGGGAUGACAGUAUGUGAUAGAUGAUGGGAGUGGCCUUUCAGGCCAGCAAUGACCUGCUCUUGCUGUACUGGUCCUGAACCCUGCACCUAGGGGCUAAGUGACCACAUUACAUGCCCUAGACACAAACACUCCUUUCACAACAGGCCAGGGGUGAUUCAUUCCAGGUUCGUGGUGCAGCAGUGCCAAGACCUUCUGCCAGGUUCCCAGCAGCAGGGAGAACAUGGUCUUGAUCAAGUUCUUAGCACAGUUCAGGCUAAUGCCUUUUUAAAGCUGCAGGCUUCCAUAUCUCUUGAUUGUUCGUCGUGCAGAGUGUAAUAAUGAAACUACAUUCUAAGUUUGUGUUAAUUGUGUAUUUAUUUUUAAAAAUCAGUCUGAAUUGGCUUCAUGGUGCUGUAAGUUUGCCUAAAAAUGUCAGUUGUUCAGCAUUAAAAUAAAGAAUUUGC
Molecule: messenger RNA, 2355 nt
Organism: Hypanus sabinus (Atlantic stingray)
Lineage: Eukaryota; Metazoa; Chordata; Chondrichthyes; Myliobatiformes; Dasyatidae
Gene: rdm1
Product: RAD52 motif containing 1
Exons: 7
Coding region: 49-945 (298 amino acids)
Cellular component (GO): nucleolus
Molecular function (GO): RNA binding
Source: RefSeq, a predicted model, not a curated record